This is a messenger RNA of Letharia columbiana, 1521 nucleotides long. RefSeq lists its product as uncharacterized. Gene Ontology annotation, molecular function: protein binding. Bases 1 to 1521 code for a protein of 506 amino acids. Lineage: Eukaryota; Fungi; Ascomycota; Lecanoromycetes; Lecanorales; Parmeliaceae. The record is from RefSeq and is a predicted model, not a curated record. The transcript is spliced from 2 exons.
AUGGAAGAAUUGACGGAAGCCUACAAGAAACAUUCGAAGGAGGGGACGGCACCAUCUCUACCCGAAUGCUGCCGCCUUCUUCACGCUGCCAUUGGUUGUUUUUCAAAGACCUACCUGGUCAUUGAUGCCUUAGAUGAAUGCGCUGAAGACGCUAGGGAUAUAUUGUUUGCGGAGCUCCGGAAAACGAAGCCUCUGAUCAGUAUCCUUAUCACCUCACGGCAUACUUUCAGCGACCAUUUUGAUUCAGAAAGUGCAUUACGCCUAGAAAUCGAAGCCAAUGUAUUUGAUAUCAGACAGUACCUCGAAGAACGCAUAAUAGAAUCAAGGGUACUGCAAGCGCACAUAAAGAAAGACAAGAAUCUCCAUGAGCUCAUCAUAUCUGGCAUUGUCAACAAAGCUAAAGGAAUGUUUCUACUUGCCCGCCUGCAUUUGGAUUCUCUGAUGGCCAAGACUACACUGCGCAAAGUGAAGACCGCCUUAGGCUCCUUGCCCGAAGAAUUGGACAGAACAUAUGACCAGGUAUUGCAAAGGAUACAGGCCCAAGAUAGAGAUCAUGCUGUGCUGGCUCUAAAGGUUCUUGGCUGGAUACAUCACGCUGUGAGGCCGUUAGGCACUCGGGAGUUGCAACAUGCAUUGGCCGUGGAGCCUGGGGAUGCUCAAUUCGACGAAGAUGGUAUACCUGAGAUCAGCCUAGUCUUGUCUGUGUGCGCUGGCAUUGUGACGAUUCGGCAGAACAACAUCAUGGGACUGGUUCAUUAUACCGCUCAAGAGUACUUUGAACGCCGAUCGCUAGAUUUCUUCCCAGAUGCGCAGACGGAGAUUGCAAAGAUAUGUCUCACCUACCUCUCAUUCAACGAGUUCGCACAGGGACCAUCACCUGAUGAUAAAGCCUUUGACGACCGAAUGGAGGUUUGUCCUCUACUACAGUACGCGUCCCAGUACUGGGUUCGUCACGCGCGCGAUAAUCCAGAAGCAGGAAUCAAAGCAUUGGCCUUGGCAUUCCUCAAGCAAGAAUCCAAUGUAGCGUCGUCCAUGCAGGCAUCAGAAGCAUUCAAAUCUCGAUUUACAAUGCAUAGCCAGCAAUUCAGACGCAACGUUCGAGGUUUGUGGGUUACUGCAUCAAAUGGUCUUUACGAUUUAACCGUUACAUUGUUGGAAGAUGCUGCAUCGAUCGAGCCAGAAGACUUUGAGGGCGAAAGGCCGUUGCACCGGGCAGCUAUUAAUGGACACGACGACAUAACACUACUGUUGGUCGAGCAUCAGGCAAACAUCCACGCGAAAAGUAAUUCGGGAGCCACAGCCUUGCAAUGCGCAGCCUCUCACGGGCACCAGCAAAUAGUACGACUACUUAUUGACAAAGGAGCUGACGUUGGGACUUGUGACAAAAAGGGCUGGACAGCGCUACAUUUGGCCGCCUCUAACGGUCACAGAGAUAUAUUGAGACUGCUUUCAGAUCAUGGAGCCGACAUCCAAUUAAAAGAUGGAUAUGGAGCCACCGCCUUUAGAGUACCGUGCAGCUGA